UAUGCCGCUUCGGCUUCCGCGUCAGACCAAUUUAGCAUCUUCGGCUGCGGUUCUUCCCGACGAGCUGAUGGCGGAAAUACUGUCCUGGCUGUCCGUGAAACAUCUUAUACAAUUGAGGUGGUAGCAUUCAUGGUGGAGAUAGAGCGUUGUGGUAAUCUAAAAAAUGUGGUGAAAGUUUUCAGCUUGGGGGAUAAUUCAUGGAGAGAUAUUCAAUGUUUACCUGUGAUUCCACUUCAUUGGUUUGAUGCUCGGAACAACAAAGAUGUGUAUUUAAAUGGUACUAUUAAUUGGCUGGCCUAUUGCAAUCAGGAUUAUUCGAUGGGUGUUAUUGAAAAUUAUGUAAUUCUUUCGCUGGAUCUCUCCACCGAGUCAUACACUCAGAUGAUGUUGCCUCGUGGUUUUGACAAGGGACCGAAAGUUCAGGCAAAUAUUGCGGUUUUCAUGAAUUUUCUUUGUUUCUGUCGUGGUUUUGAGAGAAACCAUUUUGUUAUAUGGAAGAUGCAAGAUUUUGGAGUCCAAGAGUCUUGGGUUCAGUUGUUUAAAAUUAGUUAUCAGAAUUUCUAUUCAACCAUUGGUGAUUUAUUUGAUAUUCAGCAGUUGGAAAUGUUGCCGGUAUACCUUUCUAAGAAUAGUCAUACUCUGAUAUUGACUAAGAAACAUAAGGAACCAGCAUUUAUCUGUGAUUGCAGAGAUGAUAGAGUGGAGCGAAUAAGAAUUACUGAUACGAUUGGGUUGUUGUGGGCUAAGGAUCACAUUGAAAGUUUGGUUCCAACUCGUUGAAAGUGAGUUUUUAUUCAUGUUUGUUUUGUACUUAUUACAAUACAAGUUAGAGAAUGAUGUUUUCUAAAAGUAACUUGUAGUUAGAUUUCUGAUAUCACUAAGUUCCUGUGACCCGUUUAAGAUGACUAUUAGUGAUUGUGUAAAAUAUGGAAAGAGAAGCACUGAAAGGGGUUGAUGCAAAUUGACGAUGUUGAAGCAACACGCCAGAGCAUGAUUUUCAAUCAACUAGAAUGUGCUAUUGUCAUUGUCGCUCAAAUAUUUGCAUUGCUUUUUAGUUUACUUAAAUAAUGCAGAAUCACUCAA
Vicia villosa (hairy vetch) is the source of this 1083-nucleotide messenger RNA. RefSeq names its product F-box/kelch-repeat protein At3g23880-like. Lineage: Eukaryota; Viridiplantae; Streptophyta; Magnoliopsida; Fabales; Fabaceae. The transcript has 2 exons. Bases 130 to 780 code for a protein of 216 amino acids. The record is from RefSeq and is a predicted model, not a curated record.